Messenger RNA from Phytophthora sojae, 1155 nucleotides. RefSeq lists its product as hypothetical. Lineage: Eukaryota; Oomycota; Peronosporomycetes; Peronosporales; Peronosporaceae. Gene Ontology annotation, molecular function: GTP binding; ATP hydrolysis activity; ATP binding. The record is from RefSeq and is a predicted model, not a curated record. The coding region runs from base 1 to 1155 and encodes 384 amino acids. The transcript is spliced from 4 exons. Gene Ontology annotation, cellular component: cytoplasm.
AUGCUGCACAUUCGUCGCGUAGUGACCCGCACGCCUUCGGGCUGCCGCGGCUUCCAGCGGUCGGUGGGCAUCGUGGGCAUGCCCAAUGUGGGCAAGUCCACGCUCUUCAACGCGCUGACCAAGACCGAGGUGGCCCAGGCCGCCAACUACCCCUUCUGCACCAUCGACCCGAACGUGGCGCGCGUGGCGGUGCCCGACGAGCGCGUGCGCCACCUGGCGGAGGUGGAGAAGUCCAAGCGCGUCAUCGAGACGCAGCUCGAGUUCGUGGACAUCGCUGGACUGGUGCGCGGCGCCUCGAACGGCGAAGGACUCGGCAACAAGUUCCUGGACAACAUUCGGCAGGUGGCGGUGAUCGCCCACGUCGUCCGCUGCUUCGAGGACACCAACAUCCUCCACGUGGACGAGUCGGUGGACCCCAUCCGCGACCUGGAAACGAUCCGCACCGAAUUGAUCCUGGCAGAUCUGCAGACGGUGGAGAAGCGCUUGUCCAACCUCGCCAAGAAGAAGAAGUCGGCGGAUCCGACGAUCCCGUCGUUGCUGGAGGUGCUGAAGCGUCUGCAGCCGCACCUGGAGGAUGGAAACCUGGCGGAGGGCAUGACGUUCGACAAGCCCGACGAGCAACUGCAGUUCGAGCGUCUGCAGCUGCUGACGGCGAAGAAGGCGCUGUACCUGUGCAAUGUGUCGGAGGAUGAUGCAGCCACGGGUAACGAGAUGACGGAGGCCGUGCGUGAGCGCGUUGAAGCGGAAGGAAGCGUGUGUCUGACGGUGUCGGGAUCCCUUGAGGAGGCUGCUGCGUCGUUCGAGGAUGACGAGAGUCAACUGGAGUACCUGAACGAGAGCGGCCUGACCGAGACGGGAUUGACGAAGGUUAUCCGCGCUAGUCAGGAGCUGCUGCAGCUGCAGACUUACUACACUGUUGGUGAGAAGGAGGCGCGCGCUUGGAAUGUGCUCGCCGGGUCGUCGGCUGCUGUAGCGGCUGGUGUGAUCCACUCGGACUUUGAGAAGCUACUCAUCCGUGCUGAGACUGUCGGAUACGACGACUUUGUCAAGGCCGGAAGCAUGCGCGCAGCCAAGGAGAAGGGUCUGCUGCGCUCGGAGGGCAAGGACUACAUCUGCCAAGACGGCGACAUCUUCAACUUCCUCGUGGGAAAAUAG